Auanema sp. JU1783 is the source of this 543-nucleotide messenger RNA. The record is from the annotation of a GenBank genome assembly. Lineage: Eukaryota; Metazoa; Nematoda; Chromadorea; Rhabditida; Rhabditidae.
AUGAUUGGUAUGGUAAAUGUUCCAUGCGAGAGCCCUCUCGACUUUUAUGCGUCACCCAGCCGCCCUGAUACUCUGCGGAACCGAGCUGAAAGCGACUCAUCAAUUCCACGUACACCAACUAAGAGAACUCCUUCAUACAGACCCUUAUUCACGGCGCACAGGAAAAAAGUGCAAUAUACAGAAGAUGGAAGGAAGAUUACUGAUGGUUUAACAGACGAGCAAUCAGAGCCAAAUAAACUCUGGGAAGAGUUGUUGUUGAGAUCAUUCGCCCAACGAAUGGAAGAUGAAAUUAAAAGUCCCGUGGUGGAAUCAUUCAAAACUCUUGAUGAAGAGCUAGCUCGACUAAAUGUACAAGAUAAAAGCGUAUACAGAUCAACAUACUCAUUAGUUUCAAACACAAGGGCGGAAGAGACGGACUUAAGUGAUUUGGACAGGUUGCAAAAAAGCCAAAGGUCAGCUUCCACGGACAGGAUAUGUUCUGCCGUUUCUCUAGCCCCGUUCAUCAAAUCUAUCAAAGGAAAGAAGAAGAAAGAAAAAAACUGA